Dromaius novaehollandiae (emu) is the source of this 3688-nucleotide messenger RNA. Its product is annotated as 1-acylglycerol-3-phosphate O-acyltransferase Pnpla3-like. The record is from RefSeq and is a predicted model, not a curated record. Bases 189 to 1697 code for a protein of 502 amino acids. Gene Ontology annotation, molecular function: triacylglycerol lipase activity. NCBI's taxonomy places the organism in Eukaryota, Metazoa, Chordata, Aves, Casuariiformes, Dromaiidae. The transcript is spliced from 9 exons. Gene Ontology annotation, cellular component: lipid droplet; cytoplasm; membrane. Gene Ontology annotation, biological process: positive regulation of triglyceride catabolic process; lipid homeostasis; triglyceride catabolic process.
UUGGCUCGUUCGCACGCUCGCGGUGCUGGGCGUGGCUGGCAUGUAAGCGGCCGGACGGUCUGCGCCGCUGUCGCGACGUCGGUCGGCCGGCAGCGGCUGGCGCGCCUCGCCCGUGAGUUGCGGCAGCUCCGCUCUUCCCUCUGCCUGUCGCCUCGCGCGGGCGCUUCCCCUUCCCCCCGCCGGCGACGAUGCUGGACCGCGAGCGCGGCUGGAGCGUCUCGUUCGCUGGCUGCGGCUUCCUGGGCGUCUACCAUAUCGGCGCGGCCACUUGCCUGCAGGAGCACGCCCCGCACAUCAUCCGCGAUGCCCGGCACAUCUACGGGGCCUCAGCCGGGGCGCUGGCCGGCGCCGUGCUCGUCGGCGGCGGCUCUUUGGCCAAAGCUUGUGCAGAUGUUCUGGCAUUAGCUAAAGAAGCUAGAAAGAGAAAUCUUGGUCCCCUUCAUCCUUCCUUUAAUAUGAUAAAGAUAAUAAGAGAUGGACUAAUGAGUAAUCUUCCAGAAAACACUCAUCAGUUAUCAUCAGGCCGGCUGUGUAUUUCACUAACCAGAGUGUCAGAUGGUAAAAACGCAUUAAUAUCUAAUUUUAAUUCUAAAGAAGAAGUUGUCCAGGCUUUAAUCUGUAGCUCAUUUGUUCCUAUUUAUUGUGGCCUAAUUCCACCAUCAUUUAGAGGUGUGCGCUAUGUGGAUGGAGGAAUCAGUGACAACCUACCUCACUAUGAGUCUAAGAAUACCAUCACAGUUUCACCUUUUGCUGGGGAGUGUGAUAUCUGUCCAAAAGGGAACUCUGCAAACUUCCAUGAAAUGAAUGUGACCAACACCAGCAUUCAGCUUAGUUUGGGGAACCUGUAUCGUUUAACACAAGCACUCUUUCCGCCAGAACCUAAGGUACUAGGAGAGAUCUGUGAGCAAGGAUACUCAGAUGCUCUUAAAUUCUUAAGAGAGAAUGGUCUUUUGAGAGACUCAAUUUUUCUCACCUUGUCCUUCACAAAAAGAAGUCCUCAGGAGGCUGUGCAGUGCAUUGACCAUAUGAACAAGAAAACUAUGUCAGAAAAUAAUGGAGCAGAAACUUUGAAAGCUGAAGUACUUAAUAACCAGCUGAAGCAAAAUCCAUGGCCUUUAGACAAGAGCAUAUUUGAGAGUCUUCCACCCAGACUUCGUAAAGCAUUGCAAGAAGCUUGUAAAGAACAGAGUGGGUUUUAUGCUCAGUUCUCUAAACUCUUCCCAAUGCGAGUGAUGUCCUAUCUGAUGCUGCCAUAUACGCUACCAGUGGAGUCUGCUUAUUCUGUUGUCUUACGGUUAGUAAACUGGUUUCCUGACAUUCCUGAUGACGUUCGAUGGAUGCAAGAACAGCUUUGUCAGAUUGCUGGUACAGUUUAUUCCAGGGCUAAAAGCAAGCUGUUCUGUGCAUUCAGGAAGGACAACUAUGCAUCACUAAGAAAAUGUCGAACUGUCCCUUCUACUGUCGAAUUUCAUUCUUCAUACUGUCAUCUUAAAAUGCCUCAUUCUUCUGCAGACCUUGAAACCUGGCUCUGGGACUCUUCAAACUUCAUGCACUCAACCAUGAAACAUGCUUCUGUUAACAUAAAGCAGCAUUCAGGCUUGGAUUCCUAUCCUACUUUUCUCCCAAAUUCUGAUGAAUCUGGGUGGGAAAUAGAUUUUGACUCUUCCUCAGAGAAUAGUUUCCAAACUGUUCCAUAAUAUUAGUUUGGAAUUAAUUUCCACAGCUUUCAAAAUUCCAAUUUGGCAGAGAGAUUCAAAUCCUAAAGGAUUAAAGCUCACUUUGUUUAUUGCCAAUAAGUCUAGGAAAACUCUUUGUUUACAGCUUCAUGGCAAAUCUGCCUUUGGAAUUCUACUGUUCUAAGGAUUAUAAAAACUGUGGUUACUAUACUAAGUAACAGACUACACUUUUCUUCAAUCACCAGCACAAUGAACUGUAGUAACAGUGUCUCUCUGGAAAUAAAUCCACUUUCAGCAUAAAAACUCUGUAAACAGCUUGUUAGACAAACAUUGAUAGCAAAGAGCAUUUUGAAAGUAUAAUUCUUAAUAUUGUGUUAUUAUUUUUAUGGCACUUAAAUGAAAUUGGACUUGUACUUCAUAAAGGGAACUAUACAAAAGAGCUUUGUAAUGGCCUCCAGUGUCUUUGCCUUAUGUUUAAACAUAUUGCUGCAUUUAUGGAAAAGUUGCCUGCAUGAGAUACUGUAGGAACAGUAUUACUCCAGGUUAUUCUGUAUACUUCCCAGUUCUUCUGUGGCUCCUUCUCUACUCAGAUACUUCCAGGGAAAAGAUUGUAAGAACUGGGACAGAUUCACCUGAAGUGUAAACAGGUGCAGCUUCAGUGAUUUCAAAGGACUUUUGUAUACUUAACAAGGGCCUAAUUCUUGAGUAAGUUUUGAAAAGUAGGUAAAAUAGUGGCUGUGAUUAGCGAGCAGUAAUUUGAGAAGGUGUCGAGCUUAAUGGCAUAUGUUAAUACAUUAGUGUAUUGCAAGUGGUGAAUGGCAUUUUGGUCCUCCUGCUAAUUGUUGCUCAUUGUUGAUAACUUUCCCUCCAACUUCAGGGCUUUUCUCCCCUUCCUUCACUUCCCAUUGCUUAAAGAGGAAGAAGGGUCCCAUCUGUCUCAGUAAUAUAGGAUAGCCCAAAGAAAGCUUUACAAUACUGACUGUCAGAAUCAAACAUGUAAGGUUUAAAUUGGAAACAGUAAUAUCCAGACCUGUGUAGAGAUCUCAAAUCAUGGUUGAAAAUCAGCCAAAUCAUGUCUAUAUUGAGUCAUGAGGAUUUUAAACACUUUAUCUUAGAGAGUAUUGUGUUGUUUUAAUAAGGACAAUGCAUUAGUCUAUGAAUACACUGGAAAAAGUAAAUAACUGAAGAUUAACUGUUGUCUUAAUGUCUUGUUAUGAUGUCUUUGACAUGUACAAUUUUUUAAAAAAGUAGAAGAAAAGUACUAUGGCUUUAACAUCAGUUUAUGUAUGUGUGUGGGGGUGUGUGGCAUUUGAAGGCUUUUCCUGAAGGAAUAGGAAUUUGGUGCAGCUCAGCUACAGUCCACAGAAGAGUCUUUAAAUGUGAUAUGUGCUUAUUGAGAGUAUCUUGUAAAAGGAAAAGUGAUUGGAUAUGUGAUGCUCAGGAGAGGGAAGAGAAGGAAUUGUUUUUUUUCCCAGAGCAGAAUGGUAACCUUGAAUAUCUAGAAGUCUUUCAGAUAGCAGAACCUAUCUUUUCUAAUUGGACCAACCUUUAAGCAGUUCCUCAGCUGUGAUUUCCCUAAUCUUGAAGUGCUGAAUUUUACAACACUAACAAGCUUUUAAAAUGUUGGGGGGUGUUGGAGAAGGUGUCAGGUUAUCAAUUUUUAUAUUAUGGACUGGUGCUAUUUAACUCUCGCUUUUGUUUGUUUGUUGUUUUAUGUGUGUGUCUUCAAAUUUGCACAAAAAGUUGGAAAUGUUACUGUACCUACAAUUAAAACACACAAGAUCUGGUUUAAAUUGUCUUUAUUUAUAACUUUAAACUUUCUGUGAUCUUACUUUACCAUGUUCUGUUGAAUGUUAGUUUUACAAAUAUCUUUUAGAAUUUAAGCAUGAAUGCCAGGCUAUGUUUCCUUUCUGUGUACUGGAAUAGUUCUGUUAACUACAUCUGAAUCAACUUGAACCGCUUCUUCCGUUCUGCACAACAACCAUUUGUCAUAUUAAAACAGAAUAAAAAGA